AUGUAUCUCCAAGCCUCCGCGCCAGACAUGCCGGUUUUCCCUAAUCCUCAUCCAGCUGACACCGGCAAUCUUACGUGGGAUAUAUUCUACUCAAAAUUUGGCCCAUCUGGAGAAGUGCCUAGACCUUACAGAAAAUCAGAGCUAAAUAAUAUUAUUAUUCUCAAGGAGUGCUACUGUGACCUUCUCAAACUAUCGGAGUAUUCUUUGGGAUAUUCCAGUGCUAGUUCCUUCAGAAGAUAUUUAGUAGCUCCUAGUUUAUUCCUUUCAUUGAUCCAUCGACGACGCGCUGGCGCAACGGACACAGCACUGAUGUCAACAUCAGAAGAAACGCUAAAACACGGUCUGGCAAACAAAUGCGCGUCGCGGGAGACAUCCUCCUGUAUCGCGAUUGAGCUCGUUGGAUAUGUUGACAGAAUGUUGAGAACCGCUGCCUUCCAGCUGUCUGAUGACUUGAUGAUUGUUGAUGAGAGCAACGGUGCCGCAGCUGAGAUGCCAAUUAGGCCAGAGACUUUGGCGCGGGCUGGUACCACACUAGAAGACCAGGCGCAACAGGUUAUCCUAGACAAGCUCUGGAACUUCGCCACAACCCGUUCGUUGAGAUACAGACUUUUGGACAACGCUGACGUUGUCAUUGCUGGCAAGAAAGAAAAGGAUGGCACUUUGGGUGUUGGAGUAUCACUGAAGGCCCACAAGGCAAUUGAGAGUGGAAGAGCCAGGAAUAAGAAUAUUGGUCCGUUCCUGGCGGCUGCAGCAAUGAAGUUCGGUCUCCUAGGUGCACUGACCUUCAAGGGUCUCUACCUGAUGGUAGGAAAGGCCCUUCUGAUCUCUAAGAUUGCCCUUCUCCUCGCCACGAUCAUCGGCCUGAAGAAAUUGUUCUCUCCUCAGCUAAAUGACGUCAAAUACGAGGUGUUCACUGACUCCCAUCGGUAUCACAACGAAGAGUGGGCUGAGCAAAAUGAUUCGGGAGAAAUUGGUAAUUACGCUAAACCUUGAAUAAAGGAUUUAUUGCAACUA
This is a messenger RNA of Melitaea cinxia (Glanville fritillary), 1014 nucleotides long. RefSeq lists its product as uncharacterized. The coding region runs from base 1 to 993 and encodes 330 amino acids. NCBI's taxonomy places the organism in Eukaryota, Metazoa, Arthropoda, Insecta, Lepidoptera, Nymphalidae. The record is from RefSeq and is a predicted model, not a curated record. The transcript has 6 exons.